This is a messenger RNA of Scaptodrosophila lebanonensis, 2431 nucleotides long. It is a transcript of the gene Abi, whose product is annotated as abl interactor 2. Lineage: Eukaryota; Metazoa; Arthropoda; Insecta; Diptera; Drosophilidae. Gene Ontology annotation, molecular function: SH3 domain binding. The coding region runs from base 114 to 1550 and encodes 478 amino acids. The record is from RefSeq and is a predicted model, not a curated record. The transcript has 7 exons.
CGCUGCAAUGUAAGAUGUGAAGCGAAAUCUACGUUUUACUGCAUUUAAAGCAACUAAAACAACACAAAAUUGCAUUUAAAGUUUUACCGUAAACUAACUAAACAGCCACACUCAUGUUAACCACAGCCCCCAUGGCAAGUGAUAACAUAAUGGAUGAAUUAGCUACUUUGAUACGCACCGAAAUUCCCGAUGGCCGCCAGAGCCUGCGCGACAGCUACACGAAUCUGGAGCGUGUGGCUGACUAUUGCGAGGACACGUAUUACCGCGCGGACAACAAGAAGGCGGCGCUCGAGGCCACUAAGAACUAUACAACCCAAUCUUUGGCCAGUGUAGCGUAUCAGAUUAACACGCUGGCCUACAGCUACAUGCAGCUGUUGGAGCUGCAGGCUCAGCAAUUGAGCGAGAUGGAGUCGCAAAUGAAUCACAUAGCACAAACGGUGCAUAUUCACAAGGAGAAGGUGGCACGACGCGAAAUUGGCGUGCUCACAGCCAAUAAGGUGAGCUCGCGUCAAUUUAAAAUAGUGGCGCCUAUAAAUCCAGAGAAGCCCAUUAAAUAUGUGCGCAAACCCAUCGACUAUUCCAUUUUGGAUGAGAUUGGGCAUGGCAUUAAUUCGUCAUCGCAGCAGGUGCGUCAAAAGCAUCGAGGCUCCAGUCACGGCUCCGUGCAAUCGCUUGUGCCCUCGUCGGUGGGUCCACCGCCAACCACGAAACCGCCAACACCACCGCAAUUGUCUCGCGCUGGCAAUACAGGCACCUUGGGCAAAUCCGUCAGCAAUACUGGUACGCUGGGUAAAAGUUCACGGGAAUAUCGUACACCCCCGGUGGUUAAUCCACCGCAAGUACCCUCGCACUAUGCACCCAACUAUCCGAUUGGACAUCCCAAGCGUAUGUCCACGGCAUCGUCCAGCACCACCAUGACUACGACCACUACAGGCGGUGGUGCAUCAGGCAAUGAGCGUGCGGCCGGCUACAGUGCAUUGCCAAUGCCGCCAAGCCAACAAAUAGCCACGCAUGUGAAUCUGCCGUCGGCGGGCAUGAUGCAAUCGCUGCCACCGCCGCCUCCCACUACAUACGAUGACAGGAGCAGCAUGCCGCCUCCACCCUCGCCUUUGACUGUAUCGCAGCAUGAAAUAACCGAACAGAGUCACAUAGGCAUGCACACCCUGGGUCGGAAUAUUAAUAGGAAUCCGAAUCGAAAUCAUUUCAGUUUAAAUUUUGCACGUCCGGGCUCACAAUCGCCGCCAUUGCCGCCACCGCCGCCACCAGAGGAUGAGCAUCAGGACUUUGGACGUCCACGCACAUCCACUGGCCCGCAUCAGCUGGCGCCUAUUGUGCCCGAGGAUCAAAAUUUACCCGGCUGGGUUCCCAAGAACUACAUAGAAAAGGUGGUGGCUAUUUACGACUAUUAUGCCGAUAAGGAUGAUGAGUUGAGUUUCCAGGAAAGCUCGGUGCUGUACGUGCUAAAGAAGAACGACGAUGGCUGGUGGGAGGGUGUUAUGGAUGGUGUUACAGGCCUAUUUCCAGGCAAUUAUGUGGAGCCUUGUGUCUAAGCACUGCCAACGCAUUAAUCUACACGAAUAUUUAAAAACAAUACCACAGAAACGACGAUGUGGCUUACAAUGAUAAUGAAAAUAAUGACGCUGAUAUUGAUUAUGAUAAUUAAAAACUAGCUAUGAUAAACAGCAACAGCAAGCAAGAGCAAAAGCAAAAACCAGCAAAUAUUCCAGUAGCAUAAACUAAACUUCAAUUAAAAUCAAAUUCAUCUAGUUUAAUAUAAAGCAAUUGCCUUUUUGAUAAAGCUGCUCCUAUCCCAUACAGAAAUACACACCAACCUACUAACAAUUGUCAAUGCAUUUAUAAAAGUGCAGCACUUUAUAAAGCAAUUUUCUACGGCAUUUUUCUAUGUAAACGUAAACUAAAGGAUAAAUAAACAUUUAAUAGAUGAAAAUAAACCCAUAACAAAUUGAAAUGUCGCCCCCUUAUAACAUAGUUCAAUUCAGCCAGUCAAUGGGCAAAUAAAACACGAACCUAGAAUUAACUUAACCACCUCAAGUUAAGCUGAAAUACAAACUAAAUAUUUGCUCACAUUUUGUUCACUUUUAUAGCUACACACCCAUUCACAUACACUUUGUUUUAACAACCUCAUGCCUAACUAUUGUAUUUGUAUUGCUUGGCAUUGAUCCUAGGCAGGACUCGCUCUGCAAUGUCGUAGGUUAUAUAAAUUUCAGUUAGCAUUUUAGCCCUUAAGUAUUGGCCAGUUGAUGGUUAUUAUGUAUUAAAUUGCAUUAUCUUUGAUUUUUUUGUUCUGCUAUUAUGCGCUUGCAUUCUAUGUUUAGUUAAGAAAAAAUGAAGAAAUCAAAACAAUUAUCAUAUGUGUACUAUAUGCAUUGUAUGGCGUAUUAUGUAAUAGCUAAUAAAAAUUCAAAAUCAA